GUUUCUGCACCGUGUUCCCCAGGGCUUCCCGAAACAGACUCGAGUGUACGUGUCUCUAAGGCGGCUCUCGGGCGGGACUGAUGUCUCAUGCUUCUACUUCAGGCACGAGGACGAAGCCUGCAGUGUAAACGCGCAUGCCCUGUCGCUGGAGGCUAGACGUUAUGCUCUGGUAGAUGACCGCAGGCCAGGCGGCGGAGGCCCGGCGCCUGCACGAUGGACGGCGAGGAGGAGUUCUUCGACGCCGUCACAGGCCUUCAUUCUGGUCACUCUUCUGGGGACUUCUCAGAGGCAAGUCGGAAAGUCACCAGAAUGACCGACGUGGACGCCAGCCAAAGCAGUAGGGCUGGGAAAGGCGGGGAGAGGCCCCCCGAGGAGAACGGGGUGCACAGACACAGGACCGCCUUGCCGGCGCCCAUGUUCACGAGGAGUGACUUCAGUGUGUGGAGCAUCCUGAAGAAGUGCAUCGGCUUGGAGCUGUCCAAGAUCACAAUGCCUAUCGCCUUCAACGAGCCCCUGAGCUUCCUGCAGCGGAUCACGGAGUACAUGGAGCACGUGUACCUCAUCCACAGAGCCUCCCGCCAGGCCCAGCCCCUGGAGCGGAUGCAGUCUGUGGCCGCCUUCGCGGUCUCGGCCGUGGCUUCGCAGUGGGAGAGGACCGGCAAGCCAUUCAACCCGCUGCUGGGAGAGACCUACGAGUUGGUCAGGGAAGACCUCGGGUUUAGGUUCAUCUCCGAGCAGGUCAGCCACCACCCGCCCGUCAGUGCGUUCUACUCAGAAGGGCUCCACCACGACUUCCUGUUCCACGGCUCCAUCUACCCGAAGCUCAAGUUCUGAGAGAGCGUGGAGGCGGAGCCCCGGGGGACCAUCACCCUGGAGCUGCUGGCGCAUGAUGAGGCCUACACCUGGACCAACCCCACAUGCUGCGUGCACAACGUCAUCCUCGGGAAGCUGUGGAUAGAGCAGUACGGCACAGUGGAGAUCCUGAACCACAGGACUGGACACAAGUGCGUGCUGCACUUUAAGCCGUGUGGCCUAUUUGGAAAAGAGCUCCACAGAGUGGAGGGGCACAUCCAGGACAAAAACAAGAAGCAGCUGUCUGUGAUCUACGGCAAGUGGACGGAGUGCCUGUGGGGCAUCGACCCCAUCUCCUACGAGGCCUUCAGGAAGCAGAAGAGGGGCGACCGCCCAAGGAAGGUUACACUGGACCAGGGCUCCGAGAAAGCCGACAGCGAUGUGGUUGACGACAUGCCCGCGGUUCAGGACAGCGUGCAGGUCAUCCCGGGCAGCAAGCUGCUCUGGAGGAUCAACACCCGGCCCCCCAACUCUGCCCAGAUGUACAAUUUCACGAGCUUCACCUUGAGCCUAAACGAGCUGCAGACGGGUAUGGAGAGGACCCUGCCGCCCACCGACUGCCGCCUGCGCCCCGACAUCCGUGGCAUGGAGAACGGCAACAUGGAUCUGGCCAGCCAGGAGAAGGAGCGGCUGGAAGAGAAGCAGAGGGAGGCCCGGAGGGGGCGUGCCAAGGAGGAGACCGAGUGGCAGACCAGGUGGUUCCACCCAGGCAGCAACCCCCACACCGGGGCCCCCGACUGGCUGUACACUGGCGGC
Tupaia belangeri chinensis (Chinese tree shrew) is the source of this 1608-nucleotide messenger RNA. RefSeq names its product oxysterol binding protein like 2 (gene OSBPL2). Gene Ontology annotation, molecular function: cholesterol binding. The record is from RefSeq and is a predicted model, not a curated record. Gene Ontology annotation, cellular component: perinuclear endoplasmic reticulum; cytosol; plasma membrane. Lineage: Eukaryota; Metazoa; Chordata; Mammalia; Scandentia; Tupaiidae.